GAAAUGUCCACCUCAACACAGAAUGAAUCGCAAUCGGAACAAAACAAUCAAGGUUCGAGGAGUAUCGAAAUCAUCGAGCCACCUGCAGAUACCAUAAUUAGAACUUUCAAUGAAAACACAGCACGUGCGGUUUCCAAGAAUGGGUCUGAGUUGGAGAGGAAGCUCAUUGACCCUAACCCGAAUGAUGCAAGAUUGAACUUUUUGAGAAACUCGUCAGAUCCUUGUCACGCAUAUUACAAGCACAAGCUUGCUGAACACGUUACUCGGAUUCAAAACGGAGCUACUGAAGGACCAGAUAUCAAAAUCUUUCACGCACCUCCAUAUGUCACAGCUACAACUAUCUUCGAUACAACGGCACGUUUGGUUUCCAAAUUCGGGUCAGAGUUUGAGUCGAUGGUUAGGGACUCUAAUACGGAUGAUGCAAGAUUCAACUUCUUGAAUAGCUCUUCUGAAGAAGAUCCUUGUCACGCACUGUACCAGCAAAAGCUUGCUGAAUACUCAUCAGAUCCUCGUUACUCGUAUUACUCGCACAAGCUUACUGAGUACCUUGUUCAGAUUCCAAAAGGGAGCUACUGAUGUUUCAGAACCUAUGGAUAUCAAAAUCUUUCAUGGGCCUCUAGAUGUCAGACGUUCAACUAUCGUCGACAGAGCAGCAUGUCUGGUUUCCAAAUACGGAUGGGAGUUUGAGUUGAUGGUCAUGGCCUCUAAUACAAAUGAUUCGAGAUUCAACUUUUUGACGAGCUCACCAUCAGAUCAUGUUUAGUCAUUUUACCAGAAAAUGAUUGGUGAAUACUGUUAUCUGGAUCAUGAUAGAGUUCCUGAUUUUAAGCCCUAUCCUGAGUCUUCUCAAUCCGGGGUUCAGUCUCAAAGUUGUUCUGCCUUAUCAUUCUACAUUGUAGACUUCUUAAAGGGAUGACGCUCAGGGAGCUUGACACUGUUAAGGUCACAGCGCAGUUUGUUGCCUUGUGUGGGGAUGAUUUUUGUGGGGAACUGAUGGAAAGAGUGAUCAUGGUGAA
Molecule: messenger RNA, 1016 nt
Organism: Camelina sativa (false flax)
Lineage: Eukaryota; Viridiplantae; Streptophyta; Magnoliopsida; Brassicales; Brassicaceae
Biological process (GO): mRNA cis splicing, via spliceosome; regulation of alternative mRNA splicing, via spliceosome
Cellular component (GO): catalytic step 2 spliceosome; U2 snRNP; U2-type prespliceosome
Molecular function (GO): RNA binding
Source: RefSeq, a predicted model, not a curated record